Messenger RNA from Exserohilum turcica Et28A, 2510 nucleotides. RefSeq lists its product as uncharacterized. Gene Ontology annotation, molecular function: mRNA binding. The coding region runs from base 55 to 2310 and encodes 751 amino acids. Gene Ontology annotation, cellular component: spliceosomal complex. Lineage: Eukaryota; Fungi; Ascomycota; Dothideomycetes; Pleosporales; Pleosporaceae. The record is from RefSeq and is a predicted model, not a curated record. The transcript has 5 exons. Gene Ontology annotation, biological process: mRNA processing.
GUGCGCCAUCCUUCCACCGACCUCCUACACCCCGCGACCGUAUAUCUAUUCAACAUGUACGGUUAUCCUGGUGCUCCGGGCUACAACCGACCUCCAGGCUAUGCCGGACCUCCGCCUGGCAUGGCUCCGCCAGGGAUGGGCGCGGCGGCUCCUCCCGGUGUAGCUGCUCCUCCGGGCGUCGCAAGCGCGCAGGUCCCCCCAGUAGUGAAUGGAUCACGCGCCCUGCCAUCAGGUUGGCAAGCGCCCGCGAGCAUGCCCAAUUUCAACUUCAAUGCGCCCGUUAUUCGCCUAGGAACACAGGGAGGCCGUCCUGGAGGUGUCGACAGCCCGGCGGGCGGGCGCAGGGACAAUGCAGCACCACCCGCCCGUCGUGGACUGGGAAUGGACCGGGACGGUGAUCGCCGCGACAUGCCGCAGCCAGUCAACCCACCUACCCGCGAAGAGAUUGCCAGGACCAUAUUCGUUGGGAACAUUCCAGAUGGCGUUGGUGGUGACGAGGGCAUGGAGCGCAUCCUGGAGACGGCAGGAAAGCUAGUCCGCUGGACGAGGGCUACAGAUGCCAACAACAAGCCGCAGACUUUUGGCUUUGCCGAAUUUGCCGAUGCACAGAGUUUGGAGACGGCCGCUGAGAUCUUCAAGGAUGUCCGCGUACCUACAAAGCGCCAGAAGCCCGGAGGCGCAGGAAAGAAGGAGGAGGGCGAAGAAGAGAAAGAAGAAGAGAUCGAGACGACCAAAUUGCACGUCAUGGUCGACGAUGCCUCCAUCAGAUAUGCCGAGGAAUGGAGCAAGACCCGAAACGAAGAUGAGGCCACAGUCCAGUUCCGCCUUGACAGCGCAAAGGAAGCUCUUUCGUCCGUCCUCGCAAGCAUUUUCAACCCACCGACUGCGCCUAUAAUGGACUAUGCGGGAGACACAAUGAUGCAAGAUGCGCAGGCUCAAGACGGUGACGACGUGGAAGUGGCAUUCGUAAAUCUUGCUACUGGAGAGGACGAGUUGGCAGAUAUUCCGGCUGAGAUGCGAGAGAUUGUUGCCGCCGAGAUUGCUGCCUUCCGCGACCGUUCCAACCAACGCGAUCGCGAACGCCUGAGGAGAGAGGAGGAACUUGAAGCUGAAGAACGCCGCCGUAGUGGCAGACGCACGUCGCCACCUUCAUCUGCUCCCAGCGGACCAGGGAAUGCUAAUGGCGUGCCAUUGGGUCCACGGGCAGAACGAGGUGUCCAAGGGGCUCCUAGCGGACCCAAGGGGUCGCAAUUUCCUCGCGAUUAUCAAGCUGGAGUCAGCUUUGUUAAUGGUGGCGCCGUAAACAACGGAGUGUACAUCAGCCGGGAAGACGAUGACGACUCUGCUAGCGAUUCCGAACUGGAACGCCGUCGUCAGAAGAAGCGUAGUGAAGAGGCCGAAGAGGCGUACAAGAAGCAGCUUUCUCGAUGGCUCAACACUGAACGGCGAACUGUGGCCUCACUUGAGCGUACCAACGAUCACUUCAAGAACAUGGAUGCAGAGCGUGAGAAGGCUCGUGUCGCUCAGGCUAAGCAACUUCGAGAGUUCGAUGAUGAUCAGGAAGCAGCUUCUAGACGCGAUCUUUACUACCGCGACCACAGCGACUGGAUCCGUGAGCGCGAAAAGGUUCGCGGCCUCGAAGCCAAGGAAGACGCAAUCGAUCGAGACCAGGAACGGCGCGAGAUGGCCGCACAGAAGCGACAGCAGGACCAGGCACGUGGCCAGGCCGACGCUUUCUUGGAAGAGCAGGGCGAGGAGAUCAUGCGCAGGGAAGAACAGCGCGAGCCAGCGCACUUCAAAAUAUCUCUCGGUGCAGCCGCCAAGAAGCUCGAGCAGACUGCCGCUCCUCGUCGUACCGCCGCCGACGUCGAAAACCUUCUCGAAGACGAAGACCUUACCGACCAGCAGGGUACUAGGAAACGACCCCUUAUUCCCAUCAACUUUGAUGCUGCCGUCCGGGCCAAUCUUACCCAGGAAGAAAUUGAAGAAGCGCAGCGACAGCUUGCGCGUGAUAUUCCCAACGACAAGGAGGGUCUGUGGAAGUGGCCUGUCUCUUGGGAACAUUUGCCCGAGAAGAACAUUGACAAGGACAUCAAAGAAUGGGCUGGCAACAAGGUUCUUGAAGUCAUGGGUGUUCAAGAAGAAAUGCUGGUUGAUGCCAUUGUUGAACACUUGAAGAGUAGGGGCGAUCCACAGGCCUUGGUGGAGAAUCUGGAAGUUGCCCUCGAUGAGGAAGCAGAAGCUCUUGUGAAGAAGCUUUGGCGUAUGGUCAUCUACUACAGUGAGACUGAAAAGAGAGGUAUCAAAUAGGUUUCUCGCCUUGGCGUACAUGUUCAAAAGCCGGCCAUCACUACGUCUCAAGACCAAUGACUUGGGCAUUCCCCAUGGUUCGGGCGAGGUCCUCGGAUCUUGCAUCACGAUACGAAGUGUAGUUAAUGGGUAUCGAGAGAAUGGAGUAUCCAGUCAGGUCCGUCUAUUCAUUUUUGCUUUGUGCGUUGUUAACAAACAGG